Microplitis mediator is the source of this 813-nucleotide messenger RNA. Its product is annotated as protein FAM200C-like. The record is from RefSeq and is a predicted model, not a curated record. NCBI's taxonomy places the organism in Eukaryota, Metazoa, Arthropoda, Insecta, Hymenoptera, Braconidae. The transcript has a single exon. The coding region runs from base 1 to 813 and encodes 270 amino acids.
AUGAGUGCGAGUAGAACCAAAGUUACUGCAACUAUCAACAACGUCGUCAGCGUUAAUCAUAUACAACAAAUCGUAGAAGUUCUCCAAACAUCUAAGUUUUCGGCUUAUGUUGACGAGACAACUGAUAAUACAAACGACAAAUGGAUGACGUUGAUGACUCUCUAUGUUGAUCCAGAUUCUUUGAUUAUACGGACUGAGUUAAAACAAUUAAUUCACGUUGAUGCCACCGACUGUUGCGCUACGAAACUUCUUGAGGAAUUUACAAAUAGUUUGGAACAGAAUAAAAUUCCACUGGAUUAUUUAAUUAGACUUGCUCGUGAUAAUGCACCGGUCAUGGUUGACAUAAUUAAUUCGUUCCAGAAGCAUUUCACCAAACGUCUUCCACAUCUUUUGACGUUAUCGUGUAUUUGUCAUUCUUUAGCGCUAAUCGCUAGAGACGCUUGCAAAGCUGCGAUUCCAGGUGAAGUUGAUGAAAUUAUCUCAGGAAUUCCGAACUUCGUCAAUGGUAGUCCUAAACGAUUGGCUGAAUUUACUGUUUUCCAGGAAGGUUCUAAGCAAAACUCUUCUAAACUUUUACGAUUUGCUCCGACAAGGUGGUUGUCUCGUCAAAUCGCAAUUUCUAGGAUUUUGAACAAUUGGGACGCGAUGUUUAAUUAUUUGACCGAACAAUCUCUUAUGAGUAGUGUUGCAGCUGCAACAAAAUUGCUAAAUGUCAUGGGUAAUCCCGUGACAAAAGCAUAUCUGCUUUUUUUAAAAUUUGCACUUGACUCUUUGGAAAAUAUGAAUGUACACUUUCAAGCCAAUGAAACAUGA